AUGUAUUCGGACAACGGGACAACAUUCGUCGGAGCGGACCGAGAACUGACCGUCGCGUACCGGUCAGCAGUACGAGAUCCGAAUUUCUUGAACCUGACGGCCUCCGAUAAAGUAUCGUGGAAUUUUAUUCCCCCCUCUGCCCCGCACUUUGGCGGAUUGUGGGAGGCGGGCAUACGGAGCGUCAAAACACAUCUACGCCGAGUGUUAGAGAAUCAUAUGCUAACAUUCGAAGAAUUUUCGACAGUAUUAUGCAAAAUCGAAGCGUGUCUAAGCUCAAGGCCAAUUGCGCCUCUCUCCGACACUCUUGAGGACUACGAAUGCCUCACUCCCGGUCAUUUCUUAAUCGGAUCAGCGCUUAAUGUAAACCCGGUAACAUCACUGCUCGAUCUCAACGAAAAACGUCUUUCGAGGUGGCAUCUAGUCCGACAUGUCACUGAACGGUUUUGGAAAUUAUGGAGUAACGACUAUGUAAAUACUUUACAACAAAGAGCAAAAUGGCGAAAGGUCAAGCCACCGAUUAAACCCGGGCAACUUGUCCUAUUGCGUAAUCCGCUGUUACCCCCCUGCAAAUGGGAGUUGGGCCGAGUGACGCGCUGUCACCCCGGCUCCGACGGAUUCGAACGGGUCGUCACCGUAAAGACGGCCACAUCCAAAUUCAAAAGACCGAUUGUCAAACUGUGCGUACUACCGGUCAAUAAUGAGGCGACGAGCAAUUAG
Molecule: messenger RNA, 717 nt
Organism: Formica exsecta
Lineage: Eukaryota; Metazoa; Arthropoda; Insecta; Hymenoptera; Formicidae
Exons: 1
Coding region: 1-717 (238 amino acids)
Molecular function (GO): nucleic acid binding
Source: RefSeq, a predicted model, not a curated record